This is a messenger RNA of Sciurus carolinensis (gray squirrel), 3043 nucleotides long. RefSeq names its product zinc finger protein 599 (gene Znf599). NCBI's taxonomy places the organism in Eukaryota, Metazoa, Chordata, Mammalia, Rodentia, Sciuridae. The transcript has 4 exons. Gene Ontology annotation, biological process: regulation of DNA-templated transcription. The record is from RefSeq and is a predicted model, not a curated record. Bases 300 to 2066 code for a protein of 588 amino acids.
GCCGCUUUCAACACCAAACGGAGAAGGACGGUGAGGAGAAUAGGACCCAUUUCCACCUUCUGAGCGAACAGCUGCCCGCCCCUGCCCGCCCCUCAGUAGGGUUCCCGCUGAGCGCUUUCCGGGACCUCGGCAUCACCGGUCUCCACAGCGCCCGGAGGCGGCUCGCGGAGCUUUGUGCUCGUUCCACAUCGCAGAGACGGAGGUUCUGGGCUGCCGCGGUCUGGAGAGAGGGAUCAUCGGAGGCCGCAGGACCAGCUCUGUAGCCUCCACCCACGGCCUCGCUCCACCCGCUGGGUCCCAUGGCUGCGCCCGCGCGGGCAUUGGUAUCAUUAGAAGAUGUGAUUGUGACCUUCACUGGGGAGGAAUGGAAGCAUCUGAACCUGGCCCAGAGGACCCUCUACCAGGAGGUAAUGCUGGAGACUUGUGGGCUCCUGGUAUCACUGGGGCAUCCUGUUCCCAAACCAGAGCUGAUUUACCUAUUGGAUCAUGGGAAGGGACUAUGGACAGAGAAGAGAGGCCUCUCCCAAAGCACCUGUGCAGGUGAAAAAGCAGAAUCCAACACCACAGUGCCUACUGCUUCUCAACGGACCUUCUGUGAGAAAUCCUCUUUCCAAGAACAAGUGGCACAGAGGUUCUCAAAGGAUUCCAGAUUGGGGCAAACCAGAGAUGAGGAAAGGCUGUCAGAAAUGCAGGAAAGGAACUGGAGACCAGGAGCAGAUCCCUAUAAGGAAACAUGCUCUGGAAAGUUGUGCCAUAAACAUGAUGCUUUGGAAACAGAUGAUAAUCUAUGUUUAAGAGUUUUACAGGAGCGAGUCACUCCACAAGAUGCUGUCCAUGAACAUGACUCCAAAAGACCAGGAAAAGACACUGGAGUUGACGAAAGGAACAGCCCAUAUAAAUGCAAAGAAUGUGGGAAAGGAUUUAGCAAGAAUUGGGCGCUUGUUCGACAUCAGCAGAUUCAUACUGGAGUAAAACCUUAUGAAUGCAAUGAAUGUGGGAAAGCCUGUCGUUACAUGGCCGACUUCAUUCGACAUAUGAGGUUUCAUACUGGGGAAAAACCAUACAAGUGUAUUGAGUGUGGGAAGGCCUUCAAACGCAGGUCUCACCUCACAGAGCACCAGCGUGUUCACACUGGAGAUAAGCCCUAUGAAUGCAAAGAAUGUGGUAAAGCUUUCACCCACCGCUCUUCUUUCAUGCAGCACAAUAUGACCCACACUAAAGAAAAGCCCUUUUUGUGCAAAGAAUGUGGGAAAGCUUUUUACUACAGCUCUUCAUUCGCUCAACACAUGAGGAUUCACACUGGAAAGAAGCUGUAUGAGUGUCAUGAAUGUAGAAAGGCCUUUACUCACCGCUCCACUUUUAUCCAGCAUAAUAUGACCCACACAGGAGAAAAACCCUUUUUGUGCAAAGAAUGUGGAAAAACUUUUUGUCUCAACUCAUCCUACACUCAACACAUGAGGAUUCACACUGGCGAGAAGCCCUAUGAGUGCCCCGAAUGUGGAAAGGCCUUUACCCAUCGGUCCACUUUUAUCAGGCAUAAAAGGACCCAUACUGGAGAAAAGCCCUUUGAGUGCAAAGAAUGUGGGAAGGCCUUUUGUGACAGCUCUUCCUUAAUUCAACACGUGAGGAUGCACACUGGUGAGAAGCCCUAUGUUUGCAGAGAAUGUGGAAAGGCCUUUACACACCACUCUGUUUUUAUCCGACAUAAUAGGACCCACAGUGGAGUAAAACCAUUGGAGUGUAAAGAGUGUACAAAAGCCUUUUACUAUAGCUCUUCCUUCAUUCGACACAUGAGGAUUCACACUGGAGAAAAGCCCUAUGUUUGCAGAGAAUGUGGAAAGGCCUUUACCCAACCUGCAAAUUUUGUUCGGCAUAAUAGGAUCCAUACUGGAGAAAAACCCUUUGAGUGCAAAGAGUGUGAGAAGGCCUUUUGUGACAACUUUGCCUUAACUCAGCACAUGAGAACUCACACUGGAGAGAAACCCUUUGAAUGCAGUGAGUGUGGAAAGACCUUUAGCCACAGUUCAUCCUUCACUCACCAUCGGAAGAUUCAUACCAGAGUUUAACCCAUCUUGUCUCAUCAACCCAGAUGUGGAACACCCCUCGUAACUCAAACUGAGCAACAAGUACUGUGGUCACUCUGAAGUAUUGUUUUUAGGGUUUUAUUCUUUUGAGAAAAAUAAUAGGUGAAUUAUUUGAGCAUUUGACAAAUAUAUAUGUAUACAUUCAUAUAUAUACAUACACAUAUAUCCAUAUACAUACAUAUAUGUAUAUAAUGUAUGUGUGUGUGUAAUAUAAGCUCUAAAUUAUGGUUUCCAACCCAUUUUAAUGUACCUGUGUCAAUUUCAUUAAAAUAUUCACAGAAUUGGAAACUUGGGACUUGAUAAAAAUAGAUAGGAAGGUAUUUUGCACGUGCAUUCACCUCAGCCAACUUGGGGGAACAAAUACUGGUGGAAUACAUUUCCUUUUGAAUGUGAUUAUUGAGGAAAAUCUUUUGGCCAUAGAAAUUUCUUACUUAAUAUCUGAGAAUUCAUACUGAAAAGAAAUACCAUAACUGUCAUACCUGUGAUAUUAGUCAUCAUAUAAAGAAUUAUACUAGAAAUUGGCCCAGCCUAAGCCACAAGGAGAAUCAGUAGUUAUGAUGCAUUUAGGUAAAAUGUCAGCAACAACUUUCCUCUUACUUAUACCAUGAGUCUAAUGUGGAUAUUUUAAAGAAACAAGAAGAAAUGAAGGAAAAGAAUAGAACAAAAAAAGAAAUGCAGAUACAAUUCUUUUCCAGUUUCCCUCUCAAGCUCUGAUAAUUUGUCAUGAGGAAGGGAGAUGAGAGAUUAAAAAGGCCUCAUCCUCUGUCAGGAGAGUUGGAGCAUUAAGGAUGACUUUGCCAACACUUACCAAAAGCAUUGUUUGUUUAUUUCUACCUUCAAGUAGCAUACGAUUUUGUGAAAAACACAGGCUUGAGUCAUGAAAUACACACACACUUCUCUGCAGUGAAUUCUUGUUAUUCUUAGUUGUGUCCUAUGAAUUUGCAAUACACUGAAUUAGU